Messenger RNA from Populus nigra (black poplar), 573 nucleotides. RefSeq names its product salt stress-induced hydrophobic peptide ESI3. The record is from RefSeq and is a predicted model, not a curated record. The transcript is spliced from 2 exons. Gene Ontology annotation, cellular component: membrane. Lineage: Eukaryota; Viridiplantae; Streptophyta; Magnoliopsida; Malpighiales; Salicaceae. Bases 199 to 363 code for a protein of 54 amino acids.
CUACAAGUUAACUAAGAUUAGACACCUGUGCAAACUUUCACAUACGUGGCACCCUGGAUCUCUCCGCACGCGACACCAUUUUUUUCUUGUUUUGUCUUGUUUCUCCUGCUUCUUCUUUAUUAGCUAGAAGUUAUCAGUAGCUAGAAUUAGGUGCCAGUCAGGAUAUUCAACACCACCACCAUCACCAGCAACAGCAGUAUGGGUUCAGCGACAUUCCUAGAAGUGAUACUGGCCAUUAUCCUACCACCUGUUGGGGUCUUCCUGCGUUAUGGAUGUGGAGUGGAGUUCUGGAUAUGUUUGCUGUUGACCAUAUUGGGAUACCUUCCAGGGAUAAUAUAUGCCAUUUAUGUAUUAGUUGGAUAGUGUGUACUACUGUGUAGAUCUCUCUUGAUGAGGUUUGAUAUUUGAAUGUUCACAGACAAUUCAGUUUGCCAGUCUUAUUUUUCUAUUGUUGUUGAUCAGCUGUUUUCUCUUCUCGUAAGAUGAUCAGUGUAUAUCCCAGUAUGGUUUAGAUCAUGGUGGACUUCCUUGUUCUUAAUUUAUGACAGUUUACAUCAUGUCAGAUUUCUUGGA